AUGCCGAAGAACAAGGGAAAGGGAGGAAAGAAUAGGAAGAGAGGAAAGAACGAAGCUGAUGAUGAGAAGCGUGAGCUUAUUUUUAAGGAAGAUGGACAGGAGUAUGCCCAAGUACUUCGCAUGCUCGGAAAUGGUCGUUGUGAAGCCAUGUGUAUUGAUGGGACCAAGCGUCUUUGUCAUAUUCGAGGGAAGAUGCACAAGAAGGUCUGGAUUGCUGCUGGUGAUAUAAUUCUUGUAGGCCUCCGUGACUAUCAGGAUGAUAAGGCUGAUGUUAUAUUGAAGUACAUGCCUGAUGAAGCUAGGCUUCUGAAGGCUUAUGGUGAGCUUCCCGAGAAUACGCGUCUCAAUGAAGGUAUUGCUGGAGGUCUUGACGAAGAAGAUGAUGGUGCUGGUGAUGAUUAUAUCGAGUUUGAGGACGAAGAUAUCGAUAAGAUCUAG
This is a messenger RNA of Dovyalis caffra, 438 nucleotides long. Lineage: Eukaryota; Viridiplantae; Streptophyta; Magnoliopsida; Malpighiales; Salicaceae. The record is from the annotation of a GenBank genome assembly.